This is a messenger RNA of Neohortaea acidophila, 3510 nucleotides long. RefSeq lists its product as uncharacterized. Gene Ontology annotation, biological process: transcription by RNA polymerase III. The coding region runs from base 1 to 3510 and encodes 1169 amino acids. The transcript has a single exon. Gene Ontology annotation, cellular component: transcription factor TFIIIC complex. NCBI's taxonomy places the organism in Eukaryota, Fungi, Ascomycota, Dothideomycetes, Mycosphaerellales, Teratosphaeriaceae. Gene Ontology annotation, molecular function: protein binding. The record is from RefSeq and is a predicted model, not a curated record.
AUGGACGACAACACGCCGGGAGAACACCGUAAUGGGCCGGAGUACCCGGAGCCCCCAUCUUCAGGAUACUCGCCCUACCCUACUCUGGCCCCCUCGGGCUCCGCGGCUCCCUCACCAUACGGCAACUCACCUUUCGCCUCGCGUCCGUUCAGCUCAAUCAUCGACGACACAUUCAACCUUGGUGUAAAUUCGAUAGACCAAGAGUCACUCCGACGGCUCGAUGCCAGCGGUGUCACCAACGGGUCUGCCGCGCGGCCUUGGACAACGGACUUCUUCAACCGCCUGGCCGUGCCCGGGAACGGCAGCCCUUCCCCAACCAGACCACCCGCUGGACCCGAAACCGAGGAGAUCGUAUAUGAGACUCGAGGGACCAAGCGAGGCCGGCCGAGGGGAAGUGGAAGGGGUCGAGGACGAGGUCGCGGCGGUUGGAAAUGGGCCCUUCGGGAUACGGAUCACGCGGACAUCUUCUCGAAACCCAAAGCGACACGGGGAGUGAGGAAGAAGCCGGGCCCCGUUCGUGGAAAGCCACGAGCCAGUGUCAAUGCCACUGGCAAGUCUCGCAUUGAUCCGGGUGCCGAGUUCAAGGUUCUGCAGAACAAGGUCAUGGCGGCCUUGUUGAGCGAUGAUCUCGAUGCUGCACUGGAAUAUGCAAAGCUGGCGGUGUUGCAGAACUCCGAGGUCUUCAUCGCGCAUAAGGUCAUUCAUGAUAUCUACCAACGGCAAGGCAAGGAACGCGAUGCAGUCAUUGCGCUGUACUCUGGAGCAAACACUAAGAGAGAUGCCGACUUAUGGGCCGAGGUCGGCCAACGGAUACUGGAUCUUGAGGAUCGGGUUUCCAAUGACGAAGAGUGGGCCCGUGGGUGCUUCACAGAGGCCAUCAGGAUCAAUCGAGAAUGCUACGCGGCUCGUGUAGCGAAACUGCGAUUACACGUGGAGCUAAAGGAAGACAGUUCUGCCCGGAUGGAGGCGAAGAUCAUCACGGAGAAAUGGCCCAAGGACCUCGAGGUCGUCAGUCAGUACGCUGAGCUCUGUAUCGAAUCUGGGAAUUCUUGGGAAUGGGAGCGAAGCAAGUAUGCUUACGAGAAGGCAUUCGAGCAGUACGCAGGUGAAGAGAUGCUGGGAGACGACCCCGAGCAGCAGUGGUUCUACCUCAACGAGUAUCUCGACAUCCUCCUCCGCCUUGGCUUACACCAACUCGGCCUCCGUCAGCUCAAACGAAUUGCAAGAUGGUUUCUUGGGCGCCAAGAGGAUACGUUCUGGGACGACAUUGCCGAUGAUCGAGAGUUUGACAGCACCAACGAUCGCCGACUCCAUCUAUGGCAAUUCCAACAAGGCCGCAUCAGUUUGGAUCCCCAGAAAUACGGCGAAGGCUUGCCGCUUGAAUUGCGCGUCAAACUCGGCUUGUUCAGACUUAGUAUGCAAGCAAAAGACGAGGCUUUUCGCCACUUUCAAUCCCUCCUUUUCGACGACAUCGAAAUUGACGGCCUCGAGGAGCUCUUCGUCGAAGUGGCCGAGUCUCUCAAUAGCCAUGGCUUGUUUGCGGAUGCCCUCCGAUUCUACGAGCGUAUCAAGGAUCACCGACCCGAUGACGAUGAGAGGUUUUGGAUGUCGAUUGCGCAGUGUUAUCGUGCGCAAGACAGGUACCAGGAAGCUGAGCAGUGCCUACUCAAGAUCACCACCACCCAACCGCAGAGCAUUGAAGCGAGGAUUCAACUCGCCCGGCUCUACGAUGCCAUUGGGCAGCGGGAGAAGGCGUUCAUGAUGGCGGAGGAAGUGACUGCUCUUAGCAAGCAGCAGGCACAGACUCUGCAGAACGACUCUGCGACGCCUGGCGAGCGCGAGUAUACACCACGAACACCCCUCCGGGCGCUGCCCAGGCUCCUACCUUUGCCAAGCGGUGCGGCAGCUCUCGUGCGAAGUCUUAGCGAUGUCGUGCCUACUGCUGCACCUGUUGGAAAUGGUACCGCCGGGCCAUCCCAACUAUCGUCGUUACGGAAAGCAGAGUCGAAAAAGGCCAAAGCGAAGCGCUCUCGAUCACUGAAGAAGGCUACAAUCCGGAGCGAGAUCACCAUUGGCAAUCUCCUCAACCGCCCGACAUCAUUCGGACAUGGUAGAAAUCGUGCCGAGCAGAGCAGAGAAGGACCGCACGACGAAACACUGGUUGAAUGUAAAGCAAGAGUUCACAAGCACUACGCUGUGGUGACGCAGCUCUGGCCAGCACUUGAAUCAGAGGGUGAUCAGGCGGAGGCGGAGGUAAAGGGGUGGAUGGAGCACGCUGGCACCAUAGCAUCCGCGUUCAAAGACGUCCAGAGGAUUCUCCAGGCGGAUGAGGCACAGGGGAAAUCCAGCGCGACACCACAAUCAAGCCUUCUGCCGCGACCGCUGGUACGAGAGAUGGAGCAGCUGAAGAAACGCGCGAUUGGAGGCGGACUGUGGACGGAGCAGGACGACUCAGGGAUGAUGCUCAUGGCCCCGGGACCAGUACACGGCAGCUUCUUCGACAUCCCAGCGCUGGACUGGCACCGCAUGUUCUCCGACCUCGCACUGUUAUACGCGCAGCAGGUCCAGCAGGAGAAGUGCUACGACGUGCUCGAGCACUGCCUCAUGAAACCCGCCGUCUUCCGCUCCGACCCCCAGCUCCUCAAUACCACACAAGCAGUCGCGAUGUACUGCGCCCUGCUAUUCAACGACAGCAAGCUCAUGACCGAAGUCGCACAGGCGUACAUCUCGAGCAGCCGCAAUCGCUCCCCAACCGCCUUCCACCUGCUCGCCGCUUCCGGCCGGCUCUCGCACGGAAGCGAGCCCUACCUCUACGACAAAAAGAGCGGCAAAUGGCUGCACGACACCGUCAACACGAUCGACACCAGCAUCAGAAAAGCAGCCGAAGCGCGCCGCGUCGAAAUCGCCGCGGGCUGGAUCCACCCGGACGCCCCCGAGCCCAUCGGCCAGCAGCAAGCGCCCGACGCCGCGCUCCUAAUGGUACAUGCCCAAAACGCAGCUGCAAGCGACUCGACGGCGAAGCACUACACGGCGCUUCCUUUCCUCCUCCGCGCCCUGUCCCUGCAACCGCAGAAUCUAGUCCUCAACCUCAGCCUCGCGACAACGUACAUCACCCUCGCAAUGCGCGACACCACCUCUUCCGCCGAGCGCACGGCAGAACUUACGCACGCUCUGGCCUUCUUCACGCGGUACUACGAUUUGCGCACCGCGAGCGGGAAGGCGGCGCAUCUGCAGGAGGCGGAGUACAAUCUCGCGCGCUUUUGGCAUCAGCUUGGGCUUGUGCAUUUGGCUGUGCCGGGGUAUGAGAAGGUGUUGGAGAGGAGUGAGGAGGUGGGGAGGGACUUUGAGACGGAGCGGAGGGGGGAAGAGGAGUUGGGGCUGCUGCCUGGGGAGGGGGCGGAGUGCGAGGAUUUCGCUGCUGAGGCUGCUUUUGCGCUGCAGCGGAUUUUCGUGGAGGCCGGGAAUGAGCAGGCUGCGAAGGCGAUUGGGGAGCGGUGGCUUGUUUUAUGA